This is a messenger RNA of Brienomyrus brachyistius, 2863 nucleotides long. RefSeq names its product extracellular calcium-sensing receptor-like. Gene Ontology annotation, cellular component: membrane. Gene Ontology annotation, molecular function: G protein-coupled receptor activity. The transcript has 6 exons. Gene Ontology annotation, biological process: G protein-coupled receptor signaling pathway. Lineage: Eukaryota; Metazoa; Chordata; Actinopteri; Osteoglossiformes; Mormyridae. The record is from RefSeq and is a predicted model, not a curated record. Bases 18 to 2618 code for a protein of 866 amino acids.
GCUCUACAAGGUCAGACAUGAAUCAGGCACUGAUGUGGCAUGUGCUGGCAGCCCCAGUCUUUGUUAUCCUGAGUGGUGGUUCUUUAUCCAGGAAAGAUGAACCUUCCUGUCACCUGUGGGGAGAACCUCAAACCCCACAGCUUCAAAAGGAUGGAGACAUCAUGAUUGGAGGGAUUUUCACAUUCCACAACAAUUGGGAACGAGAACUUUUAUAUUCACAGGCUCCCCCGCCAUUGAAAUGCACAGACUUAAACCUCAGAUCAUUUCAGUAUGCUCAGACUAUGAUCUUUGCCAUAGAGGAGAUUAAUAACAGCACAUCUCUGCUGCAAAAUACCACUCUGGGCUAUAAGAUCUAUGACACCUGUGGUUCAGUUGCUACGGCUGUGAGGGCAGCCAUGACCCUGGCAAAUGAUCACCAAGGCCAAGCUUCUGAUAUACUUUGUACCAAACCAUCUACAGUUCAGGCAAUCAUGGGAGAGGCUUCAUCUUCCAGCAUUGCAAUUUCAGCUUUUGUUGGACCAUUUAAUAUACCUGUGGUAAGUCACUUUUCCACCUGCGCUUGUCUGAGUGACAAAAGGAAAUAUCCAUCAUUCCUCAGAACCAUUCCCAGUGACUACUACCAGAGCAGAGCACUGGCCCAGCUGGUCAAAUACUUUGGUUGGACAUGGGUGGGGGCCAUCAGGACAGAUGAUGACUACGGCAAUAACGGAAUGGCCACUUUCAUAGAGACCGCCCAACAUCUAGGAAUAUGCAUUGAGUACUCAGAACCUUUUUACAGAACAUACCCAAAGGAAGACAUAUUACGAAUAAUUGAUGCUAUUAAGAGGUCCACUUCCCGGGUUAUAGUGGGCUUCCUGUCCUACAUGGACAUGGAUGUGCUGUUGCAGGAGAUGGCUCACCACAAUCUUACAGGGUACCAAUGGAUUGGCAGUGAGGCCUGGAUCGCUGACCCAUACACAGCCACUGUCAAGGGCCACCAUGUCCUUAAUGGAGCAAUAGGAUUUUCUAUUGCAAAAGCAGAGGUGUCAGGCUUAAGAGAUUUCAUGCUGGAUGUUCUAUCAUUGAACUCAUCUGGUAAUACUAUUUUUCAAGAGUUUUGGGAAGGCUUAUUUGAAUGUAAAUUCCCCAGUGAUGUGGAUUCAGUCAAUGGUAAAGUAUGCAAGGGCACUGAGAAUCUGAGUGGGAUUGAUAACACAUACACCGAUAUGUCUCAGAUACAAAUCCUGAAUAAUGUGUACAAAGGGGUGUAUGCUGUGGCUCACGCGCUGCAUGAGUUAUUCACCUGCAAAUCUGAUCAAGAGGUGGCUGACAACCAAACCUGUGCCACGAAGAGGCAACCCGAACCAUGGAAGUUUUUACAGCAACUGAAAAAAGUUCGUUUCAAAACAAAGGAGGGUGAAGAAGUGUUCUUCGACAAGAAUGGAGAUCCAGCAGCAAAAUAUGAUCUUGUAAACUGGCAGCAGCAGCCAGACGGCCAGAUUUAUAUUGCCACAGUGGGACGAUAUGAUGCAUCCUUACCCACAGAGAAACAACUAAAACUGAACAACGUAUCCAUUGCUUGGACUAAAAAUUCUGAAAAGGUGCCAGUGUCAGUGUGCAGUGAGAGCUGUCCCCCAGGAACCCGCAAGGCCGUGCAGAGAGGGAAGCCUGUCUGCUGCUACGACUGUGUACCCUGUGCUGAGGGGGACAUCAGCAAUACUACAGAUUCUAAUGACUGCAUUCCUUGUGACCUGGAAUACUGGUCAAAUGAGUAUAAAGACAGAUGCAUAUUAAAGACAGUUGAAUAUUUAUCCUUUGAUGAAACUAUGGCAAUAGUGCUCAUCAUUUUCUCACUUUUUGGGGCAUGUUUAACCAUAAUAGUAGCUGCUGUGUUCUUCAUACACAAGGACACACCCAUCGUCAAAGCCAACAACUCUGAGCUGAGCUUCCUGCUGCUCUUUUCCCUGACCCUCUGUUUCCUCUGCUCACUCACUUUCAUCGGCCGACCCUCUCACUGGUCCUGUAUGCUGCGCCACACGGCAUUUGGGAUCACCUUUGUCCUCUGCAUCUCUUGUGUUCUGGGGAAAACAAUAGUGGUGUUAAUGGCCUUCAGGGCUACACUCCCAGGCAGUAAUGUCAUGAAAUGGUUUGGACCUUCUCAGCAGAGGCUCAGUGUCCUUGUAUUCACUCUCAUACAGGUGCUAAUUUGUCUGCUCUGGUUAACAUUAUCCCCUCCUUUCCCCAACAAGAACACGAAGUACUACAAAGACAAGAUCAUUCUAGAGUGUGAUGUGGGGUCAGCAGUGGGCUUCUGGGCUGUGCUGGGGUACAUUGGUCUCCUCUCUGCCCUGUGCUUUGUACUGGCUUUUCUGGCCAGGAAGCUGCCUGAUAACUUCAAUGAAGCCAAAUUCAUCACCUUCAGCAUGCUCAUAUUCUGUGCUGUCUGGAUCACCUUUAUCCCAACUUAUGUCAGCUCACCUGGGAAGUUCACUGUGGCCGUCGAGAUAUUUGCCAUUUUAGCUUCCACUUACGGCCUUCUUUUCUGCAUUUUUGUUCCCAAAUGCUACAUAAUUCUGUUAAAGCCUGAGUUAAACUCACGAAAAAGCUUGAUGGGUAAAAUAACCACCAAAUCGCUAUAAAAAUAAAUCCUAAUUGCAAGUUACACAUUCACACAUUCCAGCCAUUCAUUUCUUUACUGACGAGUACAUCACCACAGUAUACUCCUCCACCAGCUAGUUUUACUUAAUUACAUAAUAGCAAAUGGCAAUUAUAUCACAGGAAACUAAAGACACUGUAAAAUCUAUGUUCUAUAUCUCUUUAAAGACUGAAGCCUUGUAUAUGAAUUAUUUGUCUCCCAAUGAGUCCCUGAGUGUUAUCUUGCUCU